Molecule: messenger RNA, 1305 nt
Organism: Anthostomella pinea
Lineage: Eukaryota; Fungi; Ascomycota; Sordariomycetes; Xylariales; Xylariaceae
Source: the annotation of a GenBank genome assembly
AUGGCCAUUCCAACUUCACGUACCUGUACAGACCAAAGUGCGGGUUUCCUCGAGCGCUUCUCCUUAUUCGAAAACAACAAAAAGCCGCAGCCAAAGUCUCUGUCGCCUGAGGAACACGCUGAGUUUCGCAAGCAUGCUAAGUCUGUACAGUACGUCAGACCAAAGCUAUCGGAGGGGACACAGAACAACCUUGGCGUGAUACUGACCAAGUGGAAAUGUUUUUGUAAAGAGCUUCUAGAUACAAAAGACUGGGAGACGGUCAUCAAAACGAUAGAGGUCCCGACUAUGAUAGAUUUCCUCCUAUACAUAUGCGAAUCCGACAGUGUAAAGGCUCAAGCGUUACUGACGCAGUAUUUCCGGCGAUUCCAACAGUUAUACAGAAUACAAACCGGAAACCACGUGGACCGCAAUGAUUCUGAGUUGGUCUACAAGUAUAUGCAUGCCAUUCUUAUUCCAACGUUUAACCUUUGUCCUCCUAACACCAAUAAACCAGUGCUAGAAAUGGAGGCACUACAUUGUAUCCUGACUUUCCACCUCGCCUACGACUAUGCCAUUCAGCCUCUGGAAAGGCAACGCGUCCAACUAUCAGCCUGCUACCAAGUCUUUUGCUACCCAGGCGUGCGUCCGGCUGAGCUCGACUGCAAUGAGCCGAAAAAAUCCAAAGACGGCACAGUGGAGGAAAUCUUUGGUGUUAACGGCGUUUCGUCCAUUUGCACUGAUUCUCGCCCCAUGGACAGCGCUAGGCACGAGGGAGUUGACGAGAGCAGAGGAGACCAGCAAGGUGAGGAUCAAGAGUCAUUGGUCCUUUCCCGGCUGCUGUUGCAGGAAACAGUUGCACGUGGAAGACCAAAGGCCCUUUGCUACGAAGACAUUCUACUGAUGAUAGUGCAUGACCCGGAGUCUGGUCAACUGAUCCCGGCGAUGGCUAUUAAAUUCGUCCAUCACAAAGGGUGCGACAAUAAACCAAGACCCUUGGUUGAUGCCUCGAGUGUAUUGAAUGUAAAACCAUGUGGCGGCAUGCAAUGCAUUCAACUGCGAUGGAAAGAGUCAAUGCUGAAGAAACCCGUGUUCCGACGUGUCAAAAGUGCGGAACUUUCAGAUGACGAGCGCAUGGCUUAUGCUAAGCUCCGUGAUGAUAUGGGUGAGCAGAGCCUCAAUGCCGGGUUCAAAGAGCGAUGGACUCCCAAGUUCUGCCGGAGAAGGGCAGGCAAUGCGGUGAAUGGUGACACGCUGGAUUCGAUCCGGGAUCAGAUGAUACGUCAUGAUCCCAGGUUUGCUACCUCUCGCGGAGCCUACCAGAAUUAA